This is a messenger RNA of Nanorana parkeri, 2781 nucleotides long. Its product is annotated as taste receptor type 1 member 1-like. The transcript has 10 exons. NCBI's taxonomy places the organism in Eukaryota, Metazoa, Chordata, Amphibia, Anura, Dicroglossidae. Gene Ontology annotation, biological process: G protein-coupled receptor signaling pathway. The record is from RefSeq and is a predicted model, not a curated record. Gene Ontology annotation, molecular function: G protein-coupled receptor activity. Bases 1 to 2781 code for a protein of 926 amino acids. Gene Ontology annotation, cellular component: membrane.
AUGGCCCAUUGCAUUCGCAUUGUGUGCAUUUUAAAGAUGGCUGUCAAUAAGCCAAGAACCCACAACGUCUCCGUGAAGAAUAAAUAUUCUGUGAAUCUCCUCUACAGGAAUUAUGCAGAUGAGGUUAGCGUGACUGUAGAUGUUAUAGUCAACACUCAAGCUGUCCAGCGCCACUCCUCUUCCACGUUGAAUGACGCCCAGAGCCCAGGGCACCUCUGCCUCGCGUCGGAUUGUGGAGACGUGACAUAUAAUACUGAAUUUAGUUCACCUGGAGAUUUCGUCCUUGGAGGAUUAUUCAAAGUCCACGACAUAGAAGACGUCUCAACAAGAUCCAUACCGCUGAUUGACGUUUGUCACAGCAGUAAUGUGCACUUGCCUCAGGGAUUACAUGACAAUGCUCAGCAACAAUACGGAUCAUCGGUACACCGCCUGCUGCCCUGGGUGAUGGUAGAACCAUAUGAUGGAGUGAAGGGUACCUUUAUUUCCCUUCGGUUUCACUUCCUUCAGGCAAUGAGGUUGGCCAUUGAGGAGAUCAAUAACUCAACCAUACUGCUCCCCAAUAUUACACUGGGCUACGAGGUUUUUGACACCUGCUCGGAAGCCGCCAACAUAUAUGGAACUUUGAGAAUGCUUUCUCAAUGCUCACAGCCCUAUAUCAAGAUUCAGAACAACUUUACCAACUACAAACCAAACAUCAUCGCCUUGAUCGGACCAUACAGCAGCAGUUUUUCUUUUGUGACUGCCAACAUUAUGUCCUUGCUCCUUGUACCUGAGAUAAGUUAUUCUGCUUCAAAUAAACACCUUAGUCUGAAACAGAUGUACCCCUCGUUUUUUCGAACGAUUCCCAGCGACAAUCUUCAAGUUCAAAUUAUGCUGAGUUUGUUGAAGACGUUUAAUUGGACAUGGGUGGCCAUGGUCGGCAGUGAUGAUGUCUAUGGCAGACAAGGGUUACAGGACCUAAUCGCCUUGACUACUAAAAAUGGCAUCUGUGUGCCUUACUAUGGGAUAAUCCCAAAUACCAACGACAGAACCUAUAUUAAGAAGAUGGUGGACAAUAUAGUCCAGACUCAUGUUGGGGUAAUUGUGGUAUUUUCUGCAUAUAAUAGUGCUCAGAUAUUACUUGAAGAAGUGAUUAAGGCCAACAUCACCGGAAGGGUCUGGAUCGGCAGUGAAGAUUGGCUAGUUUAUCCUGAAAUUGCAGCUCUGCCGAAUAUACAGUCUAUUGGCACCAUUUUUGGGGUCUCAGUAAGCGAAAUCUACUUUCCCAAACUCUUAGACUUUGAGACAGCCUAUGUCAGCUCCUUCAAAUCCCAAGAUGUGAGUGAAUAUAAUUGUAACCAGGUUUGUGACAAAUGUCGGUCAUUCACGUUGCAGAACAUGUCCAUUCCUGGCCAGGCUACCAUGUCAGCUUCUUUUAACAUCUAUGCGGCAGCGUAUGCCAUAGCCCAUGGCCUGCAUGGACUUCUGAAUUGUAGAUCUGGACAAUGCAGUAAUGGCACUUACUAUCCGUGGCAGCUCCUGCAGCAUGUGAAGAAGGUGAAUUUCACUCUCUACAAUCAGUCCAUUUCUUUUGACGCUAACGGAGACCCGGCCAUGGGCUAUGACAUAGUCAUGUGGUCUUGGAUCAGAGAGAGCCCAACUUUCAGAGUCGUCGGCUCUUACAGUAAAACCACACAGAGGCUGCAACUCAAUGAGAGACUGCCGUGGAACACCAAGAAUAGUACAGUUCCGGAAUCGUUUUGUUCUACUGAAUGUGGGAAAGGAGAGAGACGGGUGCAAACUGGCUCCUACGUUUGCUGUUUCAAUUGUUUUCCUUGCCCAGCAAUGACCUUUCUUAAUACAAGUGAUCUUUAUUCCUGCCAACCUUGUGGAUCUGACCAGUGGUCUCCAAUGAGAAGUGACAGCUGUUACAAUAGAACUUUGGAAUAUCUUUCCUGGACGGACCCAUUAUCCCUCAUCCUUCUGUCUGUCAUCACAUUGCUGAUACUUGUAAUCACUGCUACAGCCACCAUGUUUGUAAUGAAUCUGAGCACUCCUGUAGUGAAAUCAGCAGGAGGGAAGAUGUGUUUGGGGAUGUUAUUGUCCUUAGCACUCUCUUGUCUCACCUUGUACUUUUAUUUCGGCAAGCCGGAGGUUGUCACGUGUAUAGUGAAGCAACCUAUCUUUGCCCUGAGUUUCACUGUCUGCUUCUCCUGCAUCCUGGUCCACGUCUUUCAGAUCGUGUGCAUUUUCAAGAUGUCCUCACUUAUGCCAAAACUAUACGACUUGUGGGUGAAGAAGAAUGGCUCGGAUAUUUUCAUUGCUGUCAGCACCGCCAUUCAGGUUCUGAUCUCUGUUGUGUGGAUUGCGGUGAAGCCACCAAGGCCUACAGCAGACUAUUCCACCUACCCAGAUCAGAUCAUACUGAAAUGUUCUGAGACGGUGUCUGUAGGCUCCAUUGCUGAAAUCACUUACAUCGGGUUCCUCUGCAUGAUAUGUUUCAUCUUCUGUUACAUGGGGAAAGAUUUACCAGCGAGCUAUAACGAGGCCAAGUGUAUCUCAUUCAGUUUACUGGUCUACUUCUUCUCCUGGAUUGCGUUCUUCACCACUUACAUUGUCUAUCAAGGGAAAUACCUUGCAGCGGUCAAUGUGUGUGCUGUCCUUUUCAGUGUUUUAGGGAUUCUCAUUGGUUACUUUGUUCCAAAAUGUUAUAUCAUUCUGUUCAGACCAGAACUGAACACUACAGAACAUUUCCAGGCGGCCAUCCAGGAUUACACCAAGAAACAGUCGGCACAGGAAUAG